Vollenhovia emeryi is the source of this 8018-nucleotide messenger RNA. RefSeq lists its product as uncharacterized. Lineage: Eukaryota; Metazoa; Arthropoda; Insecta; Hymenoptera; Formicidae. Gene Ontology annotation, molecular function: serine-type endopeptidase inhibitor activity. The coding region runs from base 431 to 6589 and encodes 2052 amino acids. The transcript is spliced from 26 exons. The record is from RefSeq and is a predicted model, not a curated record.
GAGCGCGAUUCCGUCGCGCCGCGUACUUGAGGAGCCGCACGCGGCGAACAAGCGGCGGAACGGAGGGCUGAAGAAAGCGCCGAAGGAAGAAAGAGGAGGGGAGGCCCCCCCUGAAAAAAAGAUAGGACCCUCACUCGCCGAGGGGUUCGUCGGGGCGCGUUCAGUCCGUCCACGUCCGCUGCCGGGAACGCGACCGGAAGACCGAUUUUCCCCCCCUCGAGGAACCGCUUCUUCCUAUUCCCGACAGGAACUCGGCGGAAACUUCCUCCUCGUCGAACUAAGAGGCACGUCUUCCGCGGUUGCACGAAUUCCCGAAGAUCUCAAUCAACCGAUUGUUGUGAAUAUCGCGAAUCUCUCGCCGAACGAUUCCGCGUGGAUUUUGGAGAAAGUUUUACUUUCGAGAAGACAAAAUUAUCGCGAAUGAGGAACGAUGGUCUACCGCGACAAGAGGAUCCUCGGGAUCCUUGUCUUGCUCAACGUAAUCGCAAGGAUGCCGGCGAAUCAAACGGAUUCGUCCAAAACGGAUAUAGUCGAAGAAAUGGAAGAGUUUACUACGACCAAAAGGAGUCUGCCCGACAGAUGCCUUGUCAAGACAGAGCCGGGACCCUGCAAACAUUACGUUCACAAAUGGACCUUCCACAAAGCCGAAGGGAAAUGCCGAACGUUUCCUUACGGCGGCUGUUUGGGAAAUGAAAAUCGGUUUAACUCGGAAGCGGAGUGCCUCUAUUAUUGCGUCGGUGGCGCCGAUCAUACGCAACCGCCUUAUCUUGUAACGAAGGGCAGCGUAUUUGUGGCAACGAGCACCACGACAAUGAGCACUCCACCUUCGACAACCACCAGCACACCACGACCGACCUUUACGCCCCCGAAACCGACGAAGCCGCCGGUACCGAAGCACCUGCGAGGCAAGGAAUUAACGUUCAUGGAAUCUGGCCACGAGAAAACGUUUAUGUUCGCACAAAGCAACACUUUCAUCCAGCUCGAUGGCCCUGGCAUCAAAACCUUUCAACUGAGAUUAUGCCGCGAGAUAUCCUUCAAGUUUCGCACCAAGCUCCCACACGGCUUACUAGUUUAUCACAGUGUCAAAGACCGUCCAGAAAGCCUCGACGCUUACGCCCUUUACGUGAUAGUAGAGAAGGGUCAGCUGAAAGUUGUCCACGUAUUCGGCAAACAGUCCACUAGUUUGAUAGUCGGCCAAGGGCUGAACAGAGACGAGUGGCACCGCGUUCUCGUGAGGAUCGACGUGCACGGGGCAAAGUUAAUCGCCAAGGUCGACGAUAAGCAGACCGAGACUACUCUAAAAGUUUUAGAGCGCAUCGUUAAUUAUGGAGUGUCCGAAGAGCUGGCCUCGGUCGUUCUUAUCGGAGGGCUGAGUUCCGAGGAACGGUUACACGGAGUGAAGUACAUAAUAGAGUCCUUCGUCGGUUGUAUCAGGGAUAUGGUUCUGAGUUCCGGGAAAUCCGCCAGCGAUUUGCUGCCCAUUCGACCACUAAUCGCGACCAAGCACGAGAAUGUUAAGGAAGGGUGUAUCGAUAAGUGCAGGACACGAGAAAACUUAUGCUUCGUCCCUGAUCAAUGUGUGAAUCACUACAAUAGUCUAACGUGUGAUUGUUUCGGAACGAAUUACGAGGGCGAACGUUGCGAUGUGUACACCGCGACCAUACUGACGCUGAGAGGCUCCUCGUACGUGUCCUUUCGCGUGUACGAUUGGAAGGAUCGUGUUCACUCGUCUGUCAACAGGAUCAGCCUCGCUUUUAAGACAAAGUGGGACAACUCCGCCCUGUUUUACGCCUCCGGCGAAAUCGACGGCACGCCGCAUUACAUUGCAGCCUCCAUUGUAAAUGAAUCGGUGCACGUUGAGCUCGAUUUCGGACACAACUCGAAGAUCUCCACUAUGUUGGGCGAUUACGUAACGUCCGAUCAUUGGAACAACUUGACCAUAUUCCAUAACGGAUCCUCCGUCAUCGUCAGCUUAGACGACGAGGUGAAGAUACUAGAAGUACCGGGAGAAAAUUGGGAUAUGAUCAUCGACCCGGAGAUAUACAUCGGUGGCGGCCCGGAACUUCACAAGAAGAAGGGUCUUCUGUCGCACAAUAAUUUUGCAGGUUCCCUGAAGUACGUGUUCUUCAACGACAAGUCGAUCAUAUACGAACUGAAGCGCUCAAAUCCUAUGGUGCACUACAUCGGUGUGCUGGAGCCGGAAUAUUACGAGGCCAAUGUCGAGGUCAUUCCGAUCACGUAUCCUUUCGCGGGAAGUCACAUCUGGUGGCCGAUCGAACGAACCGACUCGCUCAAGUUAAACUUUGACUUUAAAAGCUCGAAGCCAGUCGCGAUCGUCGCUUCGGGAGACGUAAAGAGCAAUCGCGGCGUUGGUUACUGGGAGUUACGUCAAGUUAAUGAUGAAAUUCGUUUCCAAUUGGUACCAGUGACAACGGAGAACAUCACGGUAUCGACUUCGGUGAAGUUCCCGCCUUACAAUACCUCCUGGCACGCGGUCGAGCUUAAUUAUACGAAAGGCGAACUCAACAUCCUCCUCGAUUACAGGAAUAAGCAGAACAAGCUCUUCGCUACGACGUUCGAGUUGGGUGAUAAAGUUAUUAUAGGAAGUGGUAAAAGUAACGCGGGUCUAGUAGGCUGCAUGCGCGAGAUACGAGUGAACGGUCAAAGAAUCGAACCUAGGUACGUAAUUAACACCGAGAGAGUAGUCGGAGAAGUCGCUCUAGACAAUUGUCAAUUUGUCGAUCCGUGCAAGAGGCCGAACACUUGCGAACACGGCGGCAAAUGCUCGGUUAAGGAAGAUAGGAUCACGUGCGAUUGCACAGACACCGGAUAUAUUGGGAAGAACUGCCACUUUGCACAGUACAGAAAAACUUGCGAAGAAUUAGCUCUUCUGGGAUACACGCAAGAUGACGUUUACAAAAUCGACAUCGAUGGAAACGGCCGGUUCCCGCCCGCCUUGGUGAAAUGCGAAUUCCAGUCGAUCGAGGAUUCGACUAAAACGAUCGUCGAGCACAAUUUACCCUCCCAAGUGGACGUCAGAUCUAUCAUCGAGAGCGACUUCUCCUUCAGCAUCAAGUACAGGCAGUUCACCGCCGAAAUGCUUCAGGAGCUGAUAUCGCACUCGCUUUAUUGCAGCCAGUAUGUAAAGUACGACUGCUACAAGGCACCCUUGGAGCUGCAUAGUGCCACGUGGUUCUUGGGCUCCAAAGGUACCACCGUCGAUUACAUCGGAAACGUCAAUCGCGGAUCCUGCCCUUGUGGAAUGAACAGAACAUGCGUGAGCUCCAACUUGAGCUGCAACUGCGACGUGUCUGCCGGAACCGCCGGAACCGCCGGAAAGUGGCUGUCAGACGAGGGCUACUACGAAACACCUGAUUCGUUAGGCAUCACCGGAAUGGUGUUCUUGCAGCAGAGAGAUCUCGAGGAAGAUGCUCGGGGACGUAUUACCUUAGGACCAUUGGAAUGCGUUGAAACAAACACGCAGAAAUAUGUGGUAACGUUCACGACGUCGCAAUCGUAUAUCGAAGUGCCUGGCUGGAGGAAGGGUGACAUAGCCUUCAGCUUCCGAACAACAGGCGAGAAAGCUAUUCUUCUUUAUCAGCCGCCAAUUCGAAGCAACUAUCCCUCCUUCAUGGUCGCUCUAACGUCGGAAUAUCGUUUGACGUUUAACUUCACAUUGAAUACCGGUACCAACCGCGAAUUGCAAGUGGAAAGCCGACGGAAAAAACUGAAUAAUGGCGAGUGGCAAAAGAUUUGGAUCGACUACAACGACUAUCACGUGAGAUUCAUGAUCAACACUGACUUUCGAAUGGUGGACUUGUUUCCCGAAGAGGAGUUCGGGCCUUUCGAGGGAUCCAUGUUCAUCGGCGGUGCCACUGCAGAGCACUUGAAGACCUCUUCCGUUCGACAAGGUCUCAUCGGCUGUUUUCGCGGUCUCGUCGUCAACGGAGAAAUAUUAGACAUCCACAAUUACAUGUCGGUACAUCUGUCGGAAAUCAUCAAAGACUGCAAGCCUUCGUGCCAGCCUAAUAAGUGUCAGAACGGCGCUAGAUGCGUCGAAUUGUGGAGUAACUUCGAAUGCGUGUGUGAAAAUCAAUGGGCACACUUGGGCACUUAUUGCGAGACAAACAUCAACAACAAGGCACUGACGUUCACCUCACCGGGGGCUUUCUUGAAGAAGAACUACUUCGGGUCGGACGACAAUGAGGAAAGGUUGCAGCUGAAAAGCAUGCUGCUGGAGAAUAUUUUAAUUAAUUUAAGAACUUACGACACCUAUUCUCUGAUACUUUAUGCGAACGAUCACCUGAACAACUUCGUACACCUCUACAUCUCAAACGGCACUAAUAUCGUGUACCUUUUCAACGCCGGCAACGAGAUCAAGAAUAUCACCGUGGAAAAUCCAAAUGUUAACACGGGAAUCUCCGUGCAGAUUGCUAUAAUUCGAGGCAAGAAUUGGACCACGUUGCACGUGAACGAAUAUAACGUGACCUUGAACGCAACGCCGAUACUCCUAGACACGUAUUCGAAUAAACCUUGGACGAAUCCGGAGAAAGAAGUUCUUGCACCACAGCGGCCGCCAGCACCACCCACUGAUUAUUUCCAAGUAAAUUUAGGAGGAUUUGAUCCUGACAAUCUGCUCAGAGUCGGAAAGGCCGGGGCCUUAAUUCAAGGCUACGUUGGCUGCUUGCGAGGGCUCAUGAUCGGCAAGUAUCUCGUCGAUCUACCGAGCUUAGCCAGCGAAGCGAAUCAUGAAGGGAGCAAAGGCGUUCUGCCGAAUUGUCAGAUGAAGUGCGAUCAGAUGCCGUGUAAAAAUUUAGGAAUCUGCACGGAGGACUUCGGCCGGCAGGAGUUUUCCUGCAAUUGCGAGCUGACGUCCUACUUUGGCGAACAUUGUGCCGACGAAAAAGGCGCCGAUUUCAGCGGGGAGAGCGUACUCCAGCGCGAGUUUGAACUCGAGGGCGAGGUGAAUCAGGUGAAAGUACAGCUGGCAUUCUCCACGAACGAGCUACGACAGCGUACCACCGCGUUGCUGCUAGUACAGACUGACAACAAAAGGAGCUACUACUUGUUGGUGGCCUUGACGUCCGAGGGCCAGCUCAUCUUCGAAGAGGACAGGGACGGCUCGGCGGCUGGGGUGCGCCUGAGCGAUCGGAAUUUCUUGAAUGGUGCACGUCACAGCGUCUACUAUGUUCGCGACAACAACACGGCCACCCUUUUGAUCGACCGUGAGCCCGUCCAGUUGCUGCCAAUUCCAGGAAUACCGAUACCGGAUGAGGACGAGACUCCGGGUGCCACGGAGAUACAGCUCGGUGGAUUGAACACCACCGACUUGCGAUUUACCGCCUACAAGGGAUACACCGGCUGUCUCAGCAACGUCGUGAUAUCAAUCAAUGGAGGAGCCGAUAUGAAACCGCUAGAGGAAUACAUGCUCUUUACGAAACAGGACAGCGAGACUGUGCGGGCAACGAUACCCGCCGGUGUUAGAAGCGCUCAAUGUGCGGUCUUCCAUGUUCAACCAGGUGGUCUUGAACCGCCCAAGAACGAUAGCGUGGGCCGUGACAAAGCAUGGGUCGAGGAUCCACCGGAAAGAAUCCUGUACAAGUCGCAGUAUUCGGGCGCCACUCAGGAGGAGCAGGGUGCAGGAACGUACAUCUUCAUAGCCCUGUGUUGCGUCUUCGUGGCCGCGGUGAUCGGGUGUAUUUACGAGGUGUGGCGUAGUGCACGCAAGGAUCGUCGACGACGUCGCGACGCGGCCUCGGGAGCGGUUGCGACCGCCGCUUCCGGUUCGCAGAGGUGGCAACCGCAGCAGUACACGGAAUCCCUGGUCACCGCGACCGGCGUAAAAGCGAUCGGCUUCAAGAACGUGAUGGACGACGACAAGAGGCCGAAUGGGACCCACGUGAAAGUGCCCAAUGCCAAAGAAUACAAACCACUGCCGAACACGGAACCCAAGGACUUAAUGAACGAUAAGAAAGUUCACAUUAAAGCGGACGAAGAACCAGAGAAAAAGGAGCUCCUCGGGGUAAAUACAGGCAUCGUCAUUAAACCUGUGAAACCGAACCCAUUCUCGAUGGAAGAUCUGAGAGAAGAGCCCGAAUUGGAAGAACGCGAGGAAGAGGAGGAGGAGGAGGAAGAGGAAGAGGACACCCAGGAGCCGGAGGCGGACGAGAACAAGGAUCAGCCGCAGGAAUGUCAGCAAAAGGAACAAAAGGAAGCGAGCGAUGAUCAAGACGGCGAGCUUCUCGUUAUGCCGGUAAGAGACAAGACGGCAAGGAGAGCAUCCUUGACUGACGAAUUGGACCCAGACGAAACGCAGGCCCUCCUCGAGACGAACUUCUCCGUGACGGGGUUGAAUGAGAUCAAAACCGAGCGUAUAAUACCGAGAGCGGGUAACGCCAUGAAGAGUGCCAUGCCGAAGAGGCCGAUGAGCCUCGACCUCAACGCGCCGAUCAAGUUUCGGAAACUGCGCGGAGCAGCUCGGCCUGAGAAGGUCACGGUGAAGUUGAUCAAUGGUGACGAAGUGAGUCGCCAGUCUCGAGGCAGAGGCUACGCCGGCGUGGCGUCCGCGUAUCGCGCUCAGAACAAUUGAUUAAACUGACUGACGACAAUAAUUAAUAAUCGAAAGUAGUCCAAAGGUAGUUUCGACCAUUGUAAAUAUCGCGCUCGAGGCGAUCGUUGUUUAAUGACAAUCACAUGUAAUGUAAAUUUUACAUGUAAAUUUUAAGACGACGCGGUUCAGCAACGGUAUGAGCGUAGCAAGAUCGCUGAGUGUGGUUGAGGUGUACAAGGCUAAUAGUCAAAAGGUGCUUAACUCUGAAAUUUCUGAUAAUUAUCUGAACCGGGGAAUUUGCGAGUUAGGCACUUGUCUAUAACGCAUAGCCAUUCACAAGCUCUGGCACGCAUGAUUAUCCGUUCAAAGUCACAUUUUGUGAAAUCAAUCGAAAUCAGUGAACUCUGUACUACGGUAUAGAUAGAAAUUCAUUAUUUAAACAUAAAAUGGCACAGCAACGUAUUUUUCUACGGGGAAUAAAUGACAAUCGGUCGAUUCAGAUUCAGUAAAGUGCUUUGAGAUCGUCGCGUACCGAUUACGUUGCGUGAACACUAAUUUCCCACAGUACGUUUUACUUAUUUACGAGUUUACACAGUUAGUAAAUCAGCGUUUACGAAGAUUUGACUCAAAGUUCGGCUCGGAGCCACAUUCGGAGAGAGAAAGACACCCAAGUAACGUGUAAAGUUAGCGUGUAGUUAAGCACCUAUUUGUGUUUCUUACAUAGCACAUCGUCAGUAUUUUUGCAGUAUUGAUUAGCUGUAGGGGAAGCCAUACGUACUUAGCUCGAGCAAAAGACUAUUUUAAGACUCUAGUGCCUAUAAAAUUACUUAACGAGACGAAAGUAACAUUGAGAGUAAAUUUACAACGAAUAUAUUGAGAUAAGACGAUGAAGAUCCAUAUCUUAGAGAUACGAAGAAGAAUCGCGCAGUUUUAUUUAAGAAAGAAAAAAUGAAAAUGGAAUACUAAUUUACCGAUUCGUGUAUUUUUACGAUAGCAUUAUAUCCGAUUAUAUCUCAUGCAAUUAACUAAAAAAAAAUGUCACCAUAGCAUAGAUUUGUGUUAUUGUCAUCAAUGGCCGCGGUGUACACGGAAAAAAAAGGAUACACUGUUCAGAUAUUAUUAAAAUUAUUCCGAAUAAUUAUCGCGAGUUUGAAGAAUAAAGUAUUUUCAAUACGUAACUUAUAAUAAUUCUGUAGUUUACUUUUUGCGUGUACACCCGCGCCGUUCAGUUUGAUUUCGCUGCUUCGUGCAAUCGUACAAAGUGUGGCGUUUUGUGUGCUUUUGGUGGCGAUCACACAAAAUAAUCACAAGGCAUAAAUUCGCGAGAACCGAAUCAUCCACAAUCCACGAUCGAGCAUCUUUAAAUGUAUCGGGCAUCCUUUCAGCACAGGGAUUGGUCUAAUGUCGAGGAGAGCGUUAUACCGUUAGACUCCAUUUUAAAAGCCGAUGAAACGAAAACGUCAUGCGA